UUUAAAGAAAACAAUGUAGAAAAAGAUGGUAUAGAGGAAGAUAGUAUAGAAAAAAAUAAUGCAAAUGAAGAUGAUAUAGAAAAAAAUAAUAUAGAAAAAAAUGAUAUAGAAAAAGACAAUAUAGAAAAUAAUUAG
This is a messenger RNA of Cetraspora pellucida, 135 nucleotides long. NCBI's taxonomy places the organism in Eukaryota, Fungi, Glomeromycota, Glomeromycetes, Diversisporales, Gigasporaceae. The record is from the annotation of a GenBank genome assembly.